This is a messenger RNA of Podarcis lilfordi (Lilford's wall lizard), 6816 nucleotides long. The record is from the annotation of a GenBank genome assembly. NCBI's taxonomy places the organism in Eukaryota, Metazoa, Chordata, Lepidosauria, Squamata, Lacertidae.
CUGAACUUCUUUCCUCCACCCUUGCGCAUGCACACGAAAGCGCAUACUAAUAACAAACUUAGUUGGUCUCUAAGGUGCUACCGGAUGGAAUUUUUUAAUUUUGUUUUCCUUUAAAACCGGAUUAACGAUGCAAUUCUGGGACCGCCUCCCAUUGGCUGGAGCGAGCGAGGAGUGAUCGCCUGCGGCUGUAAAGCGGCUGGAUCAGCUGGGCGGAUCGAGAUUCGGACGGUGAAGGGACGCUGCGCGAGAAGAAGGGGUUUACGCAGCUCAGCCGACUCCCGUAGUGGUGGUGCAGAGGUAAAUAGCAUAUUUCUGGGGUGCGUGUCUUUUGCGUGUUUAGGGUGCAGCCCUGCGCGUCUCCUGUUUUUUUUUCUCCUCCCCCUCCAACUGCGCUGCUUUUCUGAUGAUAACAAUUGCGUUCUAGAUCUCAGUUCCACGACACUUUCCCCAUCUUCCCUCCUUUGCAGCCCCGGUAUUUGGGAUCUGCGCGCGCCCUUCGGUUGCUUUUUGCGCGCAACGCAGUCGGCUGUGGAGCAGUUGCUGCAAAUGGUUUCAGCAGGUCGGAAAGGGGGCGGGGUGGGUUGGAUCCCGACUGGAGCCGCUCUGAUUCCAGUCUACAAAUAUCUUGGAAGCGUUUGGGGUGGGUGGGGCUGAUAGUAAGAGCAAUUUCCAGGGCGGAAAUCCUGUUGAAGUUAUAAUGCUUCUAAUUUGCAAGAAAAAGUUUCUCCCAGGGCUCCUUCAGGCAACCUGCGCGUUAAAUAGCCAUCCUGAUUGGAUGGCUAGACAACGCCUGCUCAUAUUACUGAGCAUUGAUGUUGAUUUACCGGUACAGAGGCUAUACUGUAUCCGCUCUUUAUUAAGCGCUAAUUCCAUGUUGUAUUAUCCUGCACUUUAGUGCAUUUCCCUGUUACUUUGCCGACCCCAGAAAGUCUGUUUUGAAAAACAGCAACAACACGGAUUGUUGCACAAGAGCACUUCGUUCUGCUUUAAUGAUUGCACAAACCUGAUUUUCCAGUAUGCGAUUGAAUCCCUCCUGCAAAAUACAGAGUCUGCAGUUGACCCUUGUGAAAAGGGAGAGGGAUAAUCCUGCAAACCUAGAUAAUCUUGUAAAUAGCCUAGAUCCAGUGUCAGCAGGGUUGCCACCUUGCUUCAGGCAGGGCUAUACCUACAGUUGCUUAAAGGUAAAGGGACCCCUGACCAUUAGGUCCAGUCGUGACCGACUCUGGGGUUGCGGCCCUCCUCUCGCUUUACUGGCCGAGGGAGCCGGCGUACAGCUUCCGGGUCAUGUGGCCAGCAUGACUAAGCCGCUUCUGACGAACCAGAGCAGCGCACGGAAACGCCAUUUACCUUCCCGCGCAAGCGGUACCUAUUUAUCUACUUGCACUUUGACGUGCUUUUGAACUGCUAGGUUGGCAGGAUCAGGGACCAAGCGACGGGAGCUCACCCUGUCGUGGGGAUUCAAACCGCCAACCUUCUGAUCAGCAAGUCCUAGGCUCUGUGGCUUAACCCACACACAGUUGCUUAGCAGGUAGAAAAUAAAGUUUUCCUCUUGCAAUGUAUUAGUAUGCUCCAGUUGAUCCUGCCCCCUAUCAGGGACAGCCCCCUAUUUUCACAUCCCUGCCCUUUGUGAAUCACUAUUGCCCUAUUUUUUUGCCUUUCUGUGGAUGCCUUGUUAAAAAUAUAUAUUUUAGUGCCAGUGGUUAUGGUAGCUAUUCUCUGGUGUUCAACCUCUAGUCUCCCCAUCUCCUAGUUAAUCCAGUCUAGGAGUGGGGUGCAUUUGUGUGUGUUUAUGGGUGAACAAUAGGGUACCAUGCAGUGUCCAGAUUGGUAAAUUCACACACUGAUUGCUUGGCUUAGUAAAUUUAUUUCCAUGCUGCCUUUCCACAAUGCAGAUUGUAGUUGCCAUCCAAGGAGCAUCAGUUCCUUGACUUAGAUGCAGUUCAGAGAGGGAGAGGUUUUCUCCUGAGGCUAAUGAUUUACACCUUAUCUCCUUUAUAGCUACCGUAAUUGUUUAAACUGUUGAUAACAGUAGCACAAUGGGUGGGGGGGACUCCAGCUUGCCUUUUAGCCUUUUUCUCAAUUUUUAUACCUGUAGCCCAUGGGUAGGCAAACUAAGGCCUGGGGGCCGGAUCCAGACAAAUUGCCUUCUCAGUCCGGCCCACGGACGGUCCGGGAAUCAGCAUGUUUUUACAUGAGUAGAAUGUGUGCUUUUAUUUAAACUGCAUCUCUGGGUCAUUUGUGGGGCACAGGAAUUUGUUCAUAAUUUUUUUCCUUCAAAAUAUAGUCCGGCCCCCAACAAGGUCUGAGAGGCAGUGGACUGGCCCCCUGCUGAAUAAGUUUGCUGACCCCAAUAUCCUGGGGCAGAUGGGGCUGAUCAACCUGGGAAGGCAGUCCAUCUAAGAGAAGGGAAACUGUGACCCUAAACCUCCACUGCCUUGCGGGAUAUAUUUGGGAGAAGAGAAGACUCAGGAGUAAACCCUACACACAAAUCAAGAGAGUAGUCACUAAGGCAAGGCCUUGUAUGCUUCCUUUCGGCAACUCCUGCAGCCAAGCUGGUGCUAAAUGUAUUGCUCUGCUGUCCUUUGGACCACAUCAGCAGGGCCGGGGUGUGUGUGUGGUCUUGUCACCUGGGCAGGCCAGGACCUCCAUACACACCACCCAGGCUUGCGCCCCAGGGAGGUCACCCAAGGAAGUAGACUUUUUCAGUUAAGGGAGGCUGCCCCACUGAAGCCAACUAGACUGGCAUGUGAAACUGACUUCAACACUUAGGAUAGGGUGGUGAGGGAAGAAGGUUAACUUAGGGGGUGCAGUGCAGGCUGCUUGCUUUACCCCACCAGGCACAUCCUGGGCCUACUGCUGACUCGAGGUCCCCAGCCCUGGAGGUUUACAACACCCUCCUCCUCCUGUUGCUGCUGCCAGACACUCCCAGACUUGAGAGCGAGCUCAGCUUCCCUUGUCCAGCCUUUCAUGCCUUCUAGAAGAGGGGUCAGCAAACUUUUUCAGCAGGGGGCCGGUCCACUGUCCCUCAGACCUUGUGCGGGGCCAGACUGGUUUUUUUGGGGGGGGCGGGGGAGAACUAAUUCCUAUGCCCCACAAAUAACCCAGAGAUGCAUUUUAAAUAAAAGGACACAUUCUACUCAUGUAAAAACACGCAGAUUCCCAGACUGUCCGUAGGCCAGAUUUAGAAGGUGAUUGGGCCGGAUCCAGCCCCCAGGCCUUAGUUUGCCUACCCAUGCUUUAGAUCUUAGGCUUGCUGGUGGAGAGGCAGGAAGCCUGGGGAAGGCAUUCAAAGGGAAUAUCUCCCAUUGAAAUUCCAGUUCCACACCCAGCAGGUGCCACACCCACAGUUAAAAGGUGAGGCACAGCACCCUAGGCUUGUCCCUUCGAUAGCUCAGCUGGUAGAGCGGAGGACUGUAGACUGCUGCCAAAGUCAUCCUUAGGUCGCUGGUUCGACUCCGGCUCGAAGGACAGAUUUUUUUUCUUCUUGUUUUUGCCAGAUGCAUCAGCAAAUCACGCAGUAAGACAGUAUUUGCAUGCAGUGCUGAAAUUAGUAGUUUGUGCUUUAUAUUGGUCCGUAAUGUGAAAAUUCGAGCCUGGCCUUAAUUUGCCUACCCAUGUUCUAGAAGGACCAGCAGGAAGUCCUCCAGGUGUUGUACAUCAGGGAGAUGUGUUUCCAUCACCGUGGCAACAGCACCAUGCCAGCCCUCCAUUUUCCUUUGCUUCCUAGCUAGUCCCAACCCUUCGUUGCCCCAGCAACAGCUGAUGCUGCUCUGGUUGUGAGCUGUAUCCCUUUCAUUUCCACUGUGCACCCCAUCUAUGUGGCUUGAGUCCCUGCUUCUGGUCGUGUCUUCCGUUCCUCUACUGUCGCCGGUAAGGAGAACAACAGAAAAUCCAGAAAACAGUCACAUCCAUACAUUUAAAACAAGUCUUACUACGCCACUUCCCCUUUCACAAAGAAUCCUGGGAAAUGUAGAUUGUUAAGGGUCUCCUCACAACUCGGCACGCCUAAAAACUACAGUUCCCAAGAUUUGUUGAGAGAAGCUGUGUGUUUUAAGGUGACGUAAUAAAGUUUUAAAUGUACGGUGUGGAUGUGACCGAUAGCCCCAAACAGCUGUAUCCUCAGAACCUAAACCCACAUGUAAGACAUAAUAGAAAAUGAACCUAAACCACCCUCUGUCCACGCUAAAAAUUUCCAGCGUUAGGUCCAGGCAGGUCUCCCAAGGAGGGCCUUCCGUAGGAUUGGCCCCACAACAGAAAAGACCCUGCUGUUUCACUUUGUAAUUUUGCUGGAAGCUGCCCAGAGUAGCUGGGGCAACCCAAUCAGGUGGGUGGGGUAUAAUAAAUAAAUUGUUAUUAUUAGAGAUAUACAGUGGUAUCUUGGGAUGCGAAUAGGAUCCGUUCUGGAGCCCCGUUCGCAUCCUGAAUAGAACGUAAGACGCGUCUGCUCGGGCCGCGUUUUGCCGCUUCCGCGCAUGCACGUGAUGUCAUUUUGAGCGUCUGCGCAUGCGUGAGCGUCAAAACCCAGAAGUAACCCGCUCCGUUACUUCCGGGUUGCCGCAGAGCGUAACUUGAAAACGCUCAACCUGAAGCACAUUCAACCCGAGGUAUGACUGUACUCACCACCCUUCAGCUGGUGAAGGAAUCCGAAGCAGAGCCCUGAUGUGGAUUGAAACAGUUGAGAAGGCACAGGCAGAGGAACACUGUCCUUCAGAUAACCAGAUGGUUUUGGACCUUAAAGGCACGAAUUCACAACUUAAAUCGGGCCUGGGAACAGACAGAUAACUUGUGCAGAUCAGAUGGCAGGAAUGGGGUAUGUUCAAGCCACGACAUCCCAUAGGAUGUACCAAUAAUCAAUGAAGCCAAAGAGAGGUUAAAACAUAGAUUUUCCCCCUCAUACCGUUUUUAUUAUUGAUGUAUUAAAUUUGUGUUCUGCUUUUUGCCUUCAAGGACCCAGUGUAGUGUAGUGGUUAGAGUGUCAGACUAGGACCUGGGAGACCAUGAAGCCCAUUGGGUGACCUUGGGGCUGGUCACAUGACUCCCUGCCUAAUCUGCCUCAUUGGGGUUGUUGUGACAAUGAAGACAGAGGAGAGAACCCAAGUAUGGAGGAAAGAGUGGGGUAGAAACGAAAACUAUAAAUUUAUUAUAAUAAUUGAUUAUUGGCUAAUGAAUCCGUUAGCCGUUCUGUGCAAAAUAUAAAGGCCUCAGGGUAGAAUACCGCUGACUAACCCGAACAUUUAAAACCAGAAACCGUUGUUCAAUUGCACGCUGCUUGGAGAACUGCUAACAUGGAGCAGAAGGGUUGUGUUCAGGUGUACAUGCCCAGAAGUCACUCAUUUUUAAGCUGUUUUUCAUUGCCAGAUUUCGCCAGCAUGAGGGAUGACAGCAACCUGUUUGAGCCACUUCUGGACGAUGGGGACGACAGCAAGCUCAUACCUGUGCAGAGAUUCUCGUACAGAGAGAAACUCUGGGGAAUCCUGCCCCGAAGCUCUGCGCCAUCGUGGCUCUACGGCAUAGAAUGUGGCGUGCCCAGUUUCUCUGACAAGUCCACUAUGACUCAGACGACCAGGCCUCUGGGCAAACGAAAAACCUGGACUUUUAUUCUGGUUCUCCUUGCCCUUCUCACCCUCCUCGCCCUGGCUUUUAUCGGGGCUCUGUUCUGGGCCCCGUGGAGACAGCAGUCUCCCGUUGAAGCCAACAAGGCAAAAGCUGGGGAGAACGCAACAGCGGCCAUCUUGGUUGGGCAGAAAAACCUCAGUCUUGCGGCUCUACUGGAAGCCGAGAUGCAGGAGCCGCAAGAGGGAGCCAUGCGUAAGUGCUUGGAGGAAGCUGUUCACAAGUUUUCUGAGGAACCAGCCAUGGUGCGGAAGAACUCCAGGAUGAUCCUUCAGUGUAACGGAACAAAGCAGGAGUUCGUUUCCGGAAAAGGGGAAAUCCACAUCGAAGUGGUCUGGAUCAACGGCACGGCGUCAUACAUCCUCGAUGAGUCCAGCCCAGAAGUCCAUGUGGCAAGGCUUGGGCGCCACCCGAUGCCACUCAGUCUUGCCAGAAUCAGUGGUGUCCUCCAAGACCUGCCAUCCAACAUCUCCGAGACUCGGGGAGAUUUGAAGGAGCUGCAUAGCUGCCUCGACAAGACCUUGCAAGAAUUUCCACAUGAGCCAGUGGUGCUGCAGGACGAUGCCAAACUGAUGGUGACGUGUGGAGGAGUAAAUCUGACCUUCAUCUCCGGUGAGGGGCAGAGCGAUAUCAACGUGUACAGAGAAGACGGGGAAGUUCAGUAUCAGGUGAAGCCUACCUGGUCGGCUUGGUGGGCCAGGCUUUUCAAAGGAAGGCUUGGUUGAGUGACAGGUUGGAGGAGCCAGCGCAGGAGGUACCUUUGUGGUGCUGCUGGGGAGUCAAAAGGACUGACUAUAAGGCAUCUCGCUGCUGCAGUUUCAAAUAUGCACCACCCUCAAGAUCCCAUUAUUCCAAUGUUCUCUGCAGUUCCUGUCAAUCGCAUAUCUGGCAAUGAAUGAUUAUUCACUAGUGAUGUAUAAAACAAUCAAAAUCUUUGGUCCAGGAUAUGAUUUCAGGGCGGGCAGGGCAUUUCUUUUUUUCCUAGGUCAACAACUAUGCCUUAAUCACAGAUUUAAAAUUUUAUGCAUGCAUCCGUCCUACUGCCAAGUUUGUAAAGGUUUUUAAUGAUUAGGAUCAUGUGUGACAAUCUUUUCCCCCAACCCAGAAAGUUCAAGGGCUGCACCUUAUGCGUCUUGUUCUUCUGUGUUCUGUUUACUGAUUUAUGAAAUAAAUUUUUUGUUCUUUUUGUUUUGUGUGGGGGGC